This is a messenger RNA of Psammomys obesus (fat sand rat), 933 nucleotides long. RefSeq names its product olfactory receptor 1L8. Gene Ontology annotation, cellular component: membrane. The coding region runs from base 1 to 933 and encodes 310 amino acids. Lineage: Eukaryota; Metazoa; Chordata; Mammalia; Rodentia; Muridae. The transcript has a single exon. Gene Ontology annotation, molecular function: olfactory receptor activity; G protein-coupled receptor activity. Gene Ontology annotation, biological process: G protein-coupled receptor signaling pathway. The record is from RefSeq and is a predicted model, not a curated record.
AUGGAAAGAGUUAACCAAAGCAGUAGUGUCUCUGAGUUCAUACUCCUGGGACUCUCCUCUAGGGCCGAGGACCAAAAGCCACUCUUUAUUCUCUUCCUCGCCAUUUAUCUGAUCACCAUAGCAGGGAACCUGCUCAUCAUCCUGGUCAUCCGCUCUGACCCUCAUCUCCAGACUCCCAUGUAUUUUUUCUUGAGUUUUCUGUCUUUAACUGACAUUUGCUUCACAACAACCAUUGUCCCCAAGAUGCUGGCGAAUUUUCUGUCAGAAAGAAAGACCAUCUCCUAUGCUGGAUGCCUGACGCAAAUGUAUUUUCUCUACGCCUUGGGCAACACUGAUAGCUGUCUUCUGGCAGUAAUGGCCUUUGACCGCUAUGUGGCCAUCUGCAACCCCUUCCACUAUGUCACCAUCAUGAGCCAUCAGCGAUGCGUCCUCCUGGUGACCUUCUCUUGCUCCCUUCCUCACCUCCACUCGCUUCUGCACACCCUCUUACUGAAUCUCCUGACCUUUUGCAACUCCAAUGUUAUUCACCACUUCCUCUGUGACCUCAGUCCCCUGAUGAAACUAUCCUGUUCCUCCACCUUUGUCAAUGAGAUUGUGAUAGUGACCGAAGGCACCCUUGUUUUGGUGACGCCCUUCCUAUGCAUUGCCUUCUCCUACCUAAGAAUCCUCACUACCGUUCUCAGGAUUCCUUCUGCUGCUGGGAAACGCAAGACCUUUUCCACCUGUGGGUCUCACCUCACCGUGGUCACCCUCUUUUACGGAAGCAUCUUCUACGUGUAUUUGCAGCCUGUGGCAACAUACACUGCCAAGGACCAUAUAGCAACAAUUGUCUACACAGUCUUGUCAUCCUUGCUAAACCCUUUCAUCUACAGCUUAAGGAACAAAGACCUCAAGCAGGGUCUGAGGAAGCUCAUAACCAGAAGAAGCAUCUAA